Messenger RNA from Elaeis guineensis (African oil palm), 2643 nucleotides. RefSeq lists its product as uncharacterized. The record is from RefSeq and is a predicted model, not a curated record. Gene Ontology annotation, biological process: protein N-linked glycosylation. Lineage: Eukaryota; Viridiplantae; Streptophyta; Magnoliopsida; Arecales; Arecaceae. Gene Ontology annotation, molecular function: alpha-(1->6)-fucosyltransferase activity.
UUAAAGGAAAACUUGAACCUUACGGAUUCCCUGCGAUAAUUCUCCUCCUCUGAUGAUGCCUCACUUUGCUUCUCUUCCACUUGAGAGAUUCUCUUAUAGAAGCUCUCAUAUUCUUCUUUAAGAGAAAAUUACUAACCCUACCUUCUUUCUCCUUCUGUAUAUUAUUUCUUUAGUUUCUUCGUAUAUUUUAAUCUUCUUCUAUAGUGUGUCACUCUUAUAAAAAUGGAUGAUGUUUAAUCAAAUCAAGCAAUGGUGGCUGUGUGGGAUCCACCUGGGGGAGGUUAGGGAAUAUUUGCCGCUCCCCCAGGGACGGUUCUUUGCUCGGUGCGUUGAUUCUUGUUCUUCUCGCUCGGUAGACCCGUGAAGGCUCCAUCCAUCCCUGCUUACAUGAAUUGAGGCAAGGAAACAAGAAAACUGAAGAAGGAAGGAGGUGAGGCUCAUUUAUGAACGGCUUCGGUGGUGCUUCUUUUUGUCUCCUUGGUGUGGGAAAGAAAGGCCCAGAUUCCAGAAAGAUUUAACUGCGCUUCUCUCAAAUUUAAGGUCAUAUGCAAACUACUCUCUGUUAUGUUCUUGAAUUGAGAUUCUGGAACAAGAGUCGGUAUCAAUUUGGAGAGCUUAUAUCAGCAGCUAGUUAAGAUAUUGGUGGGGAAGGUUGUUUCUUCUGUCUUGGAUAAAUUAUUCUGGAUGAGGGAAUAGAAGAAGAGGAGCUUGGAAUGGAAACAACAACAGCUCAGAAGAGUCUUGAGAGGGUGAUCUCUCAGAAAGCCCUCCAGAUAAGCAGCUCUACUCCUUGUAAAUUAUGGGUGCUGGGAUUCUUCUGUGGCGUCUGCAUCACCUAUUUAUUUCUGGUUUCUCUGACACCUUUUAGAACACAACCGUUUGGAUUGGUUUUUUCGAGUUCCUCAGGAGCAGUUUCUCAGAGUUCGAGCAUGAUAUAUUCCGAUGUUGGUACUAGUGCAAAAUACAGUUUUGCACCCAAGUUUUCUCAAAGAAAAUACAUAUCUUUACCAGAAGAAAAGGGAACUCUAGAGAAUUCUCAAGGAGGUGAAACACUGAGCAAUGAAGAGGGGGUCUUGAUGCUGUACUCAGCUUGGAGUGCUCUACUGGAUGGAGAGGAUAAUAUCUUUGUUGGGGGACUGCAGAGAUCAAAUGUGCCUCAAGCUCCACAUUUAGAAAAUUGCAGAUCAAGUGUGGAAGCAAAUAAGCAUUUUGACAACCAUGGUGAAAAUGGAAGUUUUCCCCCUUGGACAUUGUGGAAAGGAUUGUUAGGACUAGACCAAAUGCAUUUGGCACACAGGGCAAAGUUUGAAGGUGCUUAUCCUCCUUGGAUUGUAGGAUCCGAUGAAGACAACUUUCCACUUACUAGGAAAGUACAGAGAGACAUAUGGAUUCACCAGCAUCCGCAAAACUGCAAUGAUCCUAACCUGCGGUUUCUAGUUGCUGAUUGGGAGAGGAUACCAGGAUUUGGUAUGGGGGCCCAACUAGCUGGAAUGGCGGGGCUGCUUGCGAUUGCUGUCAAUGAGAAACGGAUUCUUGUUACAAAUUACUACAAUCGAGCUGAUCAUAGCGGCUGUCAAGGUUCAUUACGGUCCCAUUGGUCUUGCUACUUUUUCCCAGAGACAUCUCUUGAGUGUCAAAAACGUGCCUUUGACCUCCUGAAGAGUCAAGAAGCUUGGAAAAAUGGAAUUGUAACAGUGAAGGAAAACUACACAUCAAAAGAAAUAUGGGCUGGGCGUAUACCAAGAAUAUGGGGUGAUCCAUGGAGUUAUUUGCAACCAACAACUGAUAUAGGUGGAAAUUUACUUACGCAUCAUCGUAAAAUGGACAGGAGGUGGUGGCGAGCACAGGCUAUAAGAUAUUUAAUGAGGUUUCAAAGCGAAUAUACAUGUGGUCUCCUGAACAUGGCUCGGCAUAAAGCAUUUGGCUUGCAAGCAGCUAAAAUGGUUGUUGAGAAUCUGCCUGUGGCUUGGCCAAAGGUGGUCGAUAACAGAUCUCAAGCUGACAUCGAGCGAUUCGUAUGGUCCAACCAUAAACCCUGGAUUCCAAGGCCGCUUCUAAGCAUGCAUGUAAGGAUGGGAGACAAAGCUUGUGAAAUGAAGGUUGUUGGAUUUGAAAAUUACAUGCAACUCGCAGAGCGCAUCCGAGAGCGCUUUCCAAACAUCAAUAGCAUAUGGCUCUCCACAGAAAUGCAGGAAUUCAUUGAUAAAUCGAGAUUGUAUCCCUAUUGGAACUUCUACUACACAAAUGUGACGCGCCAAAUUGGGAAUACGACAAUGGCCGCAUAUGAGGCAAGUCUUGGCAGGGAGAUCAGCACCAACAAUCCCCUGGUCAAUUUUAUGAUGGCAAGUGAAGCAGAUUUCUUCGUUGGUGCCUUGGGAUCAACAUGGUGCUACCUCAUCGAUGGCAUGCGGAACACCGGAGGGAAAGUUAUGGCUGGUUAUCUGAGUGUCAACAAAGAUCGGUUUUGGUAACUCAGGCAAAUUAAGGGAACAAAUGUGGAUAUAUGUAAAAUAUAUGGCAUCUUCCGUUCUCUUUGUAUAUAGCGCUAUUCUUUUUGGUCCACAUGUUGGGGUAUUGUACAUAAAGAAGGGAGGAUGGUGGUUCAUAAAAUCAAUAAAUAUUUUGCGACUUCUCAUGAAUCUA